AUGUCAAAUCCGCUAAAAGUUGUCGAUAUCUCGAAACCCACUGCUGAGAUCAGUGGACCUUUGCUGGAAGCAGCUAGACUGCAAGGAUUUUUGUUUGUCGAUGGCCACGACUUCAGUCAGGACGAAGUGGAUGCUUUGUUCGACCUGUCAAAACAGUUUUUCACUGAAACUCCUGCUGAGGUCAAAAGCCAGUAUGCUAUAAAGUCUAACAAUAUCGGCUACACACACUUCACCAAUGAACAAUUGGAUCCUCGCAAGGCUCGGGAUUUCAAAGAAGCAUACAAUUUCGGUAACAUAAACUUCAAGACCGGAGACUUCAACUUGGACGAUUCCACGUUCAACGGUGACUCUCGCACCGGUUCGGACAACCACGAAAACCCAGUUCCCGAGGUUUUUGAAAAACAGCACGAUUUGAUCUCGAAAACUGUUCAGAAACUACACGCCACAGCGACGAGAAUUCUCCAGGUCAUCAGCAUAGCUCUAGAAGUGGAAAACCCGGAAUUUUUCACCGACAGACACCGUCCUGACGAAGCCAGUGGCUGUGUUUUCAGAAUGCUGCGCUACCCGUUGACGAGAAAUGACGAGGUUGACACCGAAAGCUACGAUGCCACUAUCAGAGCUGGUGCGCACACAGAUUACGGUUCGCUAACACUUUUAUUCCAACGCGAGGGCCAACAGGGACUCCAAUUGCAAACCGGGGAUACUCACGACACCCAAAGCGAAGGCUGGGCCGAGGUCCCAUUUGUGGGUUCCCAACACCAGGGCCAAGCUCCUCCACUAGUGGUCAAUUUUGGCGAUUUAUUGUCGUAUUGGACCGCAGGCGUGCUUAAAAGCACUUUGCACCGUGUGAAAUUUGCUCCAGGAGAAACCCGUGAGCGGGAUCGCUAUUCUAUUGUGUUUUUCGUGCAUCCAGAGCAUGCCACGGAGCUCGUGCCAGUGCCCAGUAAACUUGUUGCAGAAAAUUCCAUGGGGAAGACCCCUCCUACCAUCACAGCGGCUGAACACUUGCAACAGCGGCUUCAGGCCACGUACGAGUCCAAUGCGUAA
Messenger RNA from Lachancea sp. 'fantastica', 1047 nucleotides. The record is from the annotation of a GenBank genome assembly. Lineage: Eukaryota; Fungi; Ascomycota; Saccharomycetes; Saccharomycetales; Saccharomycetaceae.